AUGAUUCGGGGAAUCGACCCGAUCUAUCAAGCUCUACUAGCCGCCACAUUCACAUGGGGAGUGACGGCUCUCGGAGCUUCACUCGUUUUCGUUAUGCGACAUCAGAGUAAAAAGUUGCUAGAUAUAUCACUGGGUUUCGCUGCCGGAGUUAUGACCGCCGCCUCAUUCUGGUCACUUCUUGCUCCAGCUAUCGAAGCCGCGGAGGCUGAUUAUAAGAAAUGGGCAUUUGUUCCAGUAGCUAUUGGAUUUGCUGUCGGAGCCGGUUUUGUGCAUUUAGCAGAUACGCUGUUGCCUUCAUGCGUCGGUGAAGCUGGAAUGUCGUCACUUCUAUCCCCACCAGCUAUUCGAUCCGACACAGAAAUGUCUCUGAUGCCAGACCGAGAGGAUCUUGAUGUGGCUGCUCUUGCUCGUUCGGUCAACGAAGAACAUCGUGAACGAGAUCGAUCAGUAGAGAUUGGUAGUGACAAGAGGCCAGAUGUGAUACCAGAAGACGACUAUAGACAGUCAUGGAGACGGAUUCUGUUACUCAUUUUGGCAGUGACAGUUCACAAUAUUCCAGAGGGUCUCGCUGUUGGCGUUGGCUUCGGAUCUGCCGGAAAAACGAAAACAGCUACUUUCGAGUCGGCAUUCAAUCUGGCGAUCGGAAUUGGUCUUCAGAAUUUCCCUGAAGGACUAGCCGUCUCACUGCCGCUCGCAGCAUUUGGACAUUCCAAACUGAAAGCCUUCUGGUAUGGUCAACUGUCCGGAAUGGUUGAGCCAAUUGCCGCGCUUCUCGGAGCUGCCGCUGUCAUCUUCAUGGAACCAGUCCUUCCAUACGCCCUAGCUUUCGCUGCUGGAGCAAUGAUCUACGUCGUCGUUGAUGAUAUUAUUCCAGAAGCACAAAGAAAUGGAAAUGGAAAACUUGCAUCAUUAGGAUGCAUCAUUGGAUUCCUUGUUAUGAUGUGUAUGGAUGUCGGAUUAGGAUGA
Messenger RNA from Caenorhabditis remanei, 966 nucleotides. RefSeq lists its product as uncharacterized. The record is from RefSeq and is a predicted model, not a curated record. Gene Ontology annotation, cellular component: membrane. Gene Ontology annotation, biological process: zinc ion transmembrane transport. Bases 1 to 966 code for a protein of 321 amino acids. The transcript is spliced from 6 exons. Gene Ontology annotation, molecular function: zinc ion transmembrane transporter activity. Lineage: Eukaryota; Metazoa; Nematoda; Chromadorea; Rhabditida; Rhabditidae.